This is a messenger RNA of Xenopus tropicalis (tropical clawed frog), 5843 nucleotides long. RefSeq names its product dynein cytoplasmic 1 light intermediate chain 2 (gene dync1li2). The coding region runs from base 108 to 1571 and encodes 487 amino acids. Gene Ontology annotation, biological process: microtubule-based movement. Gene Ontology annotation, cellular component: cytoskeleton; cytoplasmic dynein complex. The transcript is spliced from 13 exons. NCBI's taxonomy places the organism in Eukaryota, Metazoa, Chordata, Amphibia, Anura, Pipidae. The record is from RefSeq and is a predicted model, not a curated record.
AUAGAAGAGAGAUUUGAUGCCUUCAGGCGACCCAGAGCCGCCUCCGUAGUUGGGGUCCUCAGGCAGGACCGGUUGAUGUCAUUCUUUGUGGUGGCUGCAGUGGCAAGAUGGCGGGGGAGAGGAAGCUGCUGGGCGCUGACCGGGGGGAUGCUCCCGGAGCAGGGGCUGAAGAAGACGAAGGGCAGAGCUUAUGGUCUUCAAUUCUCAGUGAUGUUUCAACAAGGGCAAGAUCGAAGUUACCCUCUGGGAAAAACAUAUUGGUAUUUGGAGAGGAUGGUUCAGGAAAGACCACACUCAUGGCAAAACUUCAAGGUGCUGAGCACAACAAGAAAGGAAGGGGGCUUGAAUAUUUAUACUUGAACAUUCAUGAUGAAGAUAGAGAUGAUCUCACACGUUGCAAUGUGUGGAUUUUGGAUGGAGACUUGUACCACAAAGGCCUUCUAAAAUUUGCGCUGCCUGCAGAAUCUAUCAGUGAGACCGUGGCAGUGUUUGUUGGGGACAUGUCCAGACCCUGGACUAUUAUGGAAUCAUUGUUAAAGUGGGCAAGUGUUCUGCGAGAGCACAUAGAUAAACUGAAAAUUCCUCCAGAGGAAAUGCGAGAGUUAGAACAAAAGAUUAUUAAGGACUUUCAAGAGUAUAUUGAACCUGAAGAAGCACUCUCAGGAUCGCCGCAGAGAAGAGCUCCUACAUCAUCUGGGAUAGAGGAUGAAAAUAUUGUCUUGCCUCUUGGGGAUAAUAUUCUAACACACAACCUUGGAAUUCCUGUGUUGGUUGUUUGCACUAAGUGUGAUGCAGUUAGUGUUUUGGAAAAGGAGCAUGACUACAAAGACGAGCAUUUUGACUUCAUCCAGUCUCACAUCCGGAGAUUCUGCUUACAGUAUGGAGCUGCCUUAAUUUAUACAUCUGUUAAAGAAGAAAAAAACCUGGAUUUGCUGUAUAAGUACAUUGUACACAAAACAUACAGUUUUCACUUUAAUUGUGCUGCCGUGGUGGUGGAGAAAGAUGCCGUGUUUAUUCCUGCUGGCUGGGACAAUGAUAAAAAAAUAGGAAUUUUGCACGAAAACUUUUCAACAGUAAAACCUGAAGAUGCCUAUGAAGAUUUUAUUGUUAAACCUCCUGUUAGAAAGCUGGUUCAUGACAAAGAAGUUGUUGCUGAGGAUGAGCAAGUCUUUUUAAUGAAACAACAGUCAUAUUUGGCAAAGCAGCCAGCCACUCCCACACGAGCCUCGGAGUCCCCAGCUCGAGCUCCCACAGGAUCGCCCCGCACUUCUGGUAGAACAGGUCCAACUGCUGUACCCAGUUCUUCACCUAUGGCAGCUGUCAAGAAGCCAGACCCCAACAUUAAAAAUGCUGCUGCCAGUGAAGGUGUCCUUGCCAGUUUCUUUAACAGCCUGCUGAGUAAAAAGACAGGAUCACCUGGAAGCCCAGGUGGAGGAGGCACGACACAAGGUGUGGCCAAAAAGCCAGGCCAGAAGCCGGUAUUAACCAAUGUCCAAGAGGAGCUAGACAGAAUGACCCGCCAGCCAGACACUGUGUUAGCCAAUUCUUCCCUAACGGAGAAUGAGGCCUGACCAUCUUAUUAAGCUAAAGAAUACCAACACUUAUGUAAAUGACCAAAUAAUAUUAUUGUAUACAGAACUGAUGAUACCAAGGCUGCUCUGACACAGCAGAUACUGUAGUUUUUCUUGUGGAAAGAGACAAGCAAAUUCACUUGUCUUAAGCGUUACAUACCCUUAUGGGAAGUUUGCCUUGAAUUGCCACAUGAUUUUUUCCUUAAGUGCAGGGGUUGGGCUAGCACUGCACUUUUCUGCACCUAAAAGCACUUAACGUGUUGUACUUACAUACUAGUCCAUCCUGAUGGAGGCUAAAAGGUAAAUUGUAUUUUAGACAGCAUUCCCCAUUUGGUUAUGAACCUGCUGUCUUGUUACAUAGUAAGCACUGCCCUUGAAGGCAACCAUAUGCAAUCCAGAAUGGGAUUUUAGAAAGUGAGUUGAAAGUGUUCCCUGAGGAUAACCGUAUGUUGUUAAGAGUUAGAGAAGCAGUUAGCCAGACUCUGUGCUAUUCAUGUUUUAACGUGCUUUGCCGGACCAUUUACCGAACCAUGUUUGGGGGGAAUUCACCCCAAGCAAAUAUGGAAAUAUUGGAGAUAAAAGAAAAUCAUUUUAUAUGAAAGUUUGAUGGAAAUAACGCUGGGCAAAGCAUAGUAUGUUUGGUCAGUUCCAAGUGCCUGGUACUGUAGUGAGAAAGUGCCAUCGCAGGUCCUUGGAGUAAUUAUGCACUGUAAUUGCAGUCACUUUUUACAUAUAUAUUAUUUGCAAGAGCUCUACCAACAGCCUUUCUGUACUUAGGUAGGGUUUUUUGUUUUUUUUUAAAUAUAUUUUUAUUUCCAAAAAUACAAGCUUGUGUAAGGAGGAUAAGAGGGAUGUGCUUGAAACCGCCUCCAUGGAGUUAGUAGGUAACCGCACAUCAAAGACUUGUUUUUAGGAUUUUUUUUUUUUUUUAAAUCACAGACUGAAUUUUAUUUGCGGUUAAAUUGUCAGCCUUUGCAGGUAUUUCUGCACAUUACAUGGCUAGUUAGAAUCUUUGUAUGUCAGUGCCAUCUAUACACACAUUUUUCAAAAAGGGAGUAGGAGUAACACUGGGUCAUUUUAAAUACACUACUUUGCCCUACAAAUUACCUAUAGAUUAUUUUAUUUUAAAUUUAAGAGAGCAUGUCUGAUACUGGACUUUUAUUUACCAGCCUUUGCCACCUGAAACAGAAGGCUGUGAUAUUAUUCUGCUUUCUUUAUGGGGGUUUUUGAUAGUAUCAUGAUCAGUGUUUACCCAUGGGCAGAAACCCAUAGCAGCCAAUUGCCUCUUUAUCUAAAGCUAGGCAUAAAUGACAUGAGCAGUUUUCUCUUUUUUGGCUUGGACAAAUUAGGAUAAAGGGGGCCUCUGGGCCAAUAAUUGGAUCAUAAUGGGGGCCUUGGAAGACAUGUCAGAAGAGAAGCGUAUCAACACACUGAUGGCGCUUCUUGAUUGACUUCAUUUUUAAAUCUGUCCAGUGGAUAUGUCUGGCCAGUUUUCUUUCAGGUUGGAAGGACCUCAUAUAUGGGUCACUAAGCUACUGACUUGGUUUGGAGGGGCACAGUCGGAAGCUUUUAUCUGCCUGUAUAUGGCUACAUUUUCUUAACUGAAUUGACUGUAUAAGUAACUGCUGAUUGAUACCUUCCGAUUAAUGGACCAGGGGAAAACUUUGCCCACGUUACUCUAUAACCCUCAUGACUUUGUGGUAAUGAGGACUAUCUGUCACCAUAGAUCAGCUCUUGCCACAUUUUCAUUAUACCAGUCUUCUCUUGCAUUGUUGAGGUUGCCUUCAUGUUAGUCAGUGUUGUUAUAUUAUUACCUUUCCCUCGAUACGUGGCCAGCGCUGUCAUCUUAAGUGUUAUCUGCCCUUAUGAACCCAGUCUAUGAACUUUUGUUUUUUUUGUAAUGUCCUUACAUUCAAAUGACAAACAAUAUUGUGCUGAAAGUGUAUUGAUUUGAAUGUAAAACAUAUUAAUACUUUGUACAAAGAGCAGUUGACCACUAUAUAUUAAUAUAAUUUACAGCCUACGUUUUUGUAAGAAGUCCAAUUUUAAUGUAUUUAAAACACUAUCUAACACAUCUAAUGUGCUGCAAAAUGUACUUACCUCUAAGAAAUACCUGUGUUUCUGACUAGUUUACUGAUACUCUUACUGGAUGGUUUUGUAUGUAAAUAAGUAAUGUACAUAUGCACAGAGGAAGGUUUGCAAGCAAGUGGUUUGAAGGCAGCAGCCCACACUUAGUAAUGUAUAUGCUGCAGUGCAUAGGGCAAUGAUGGCUAACUUGCUUUCUCAGCCACUGAUCCACAGGAUAGCCAUCCCUGGGAUACUCGCACUCCAGCUGGUCUGUGCCCAUUCCACCUUGACAUGUGGAUUUGUAUUUAUUAUUUUUACAUUGUUCUUGCCUACAUUACAAAGCAUUUGCUUCCCCACAGGACUGAAAACUCUGUAAUUAUUACGCACCUUAUUACAGCGUUGGGAUUGCUUAUAAGAUUGUCUUAUUGAAAUAUGCUAAACCUGAAGAGAUCUGCCUACUGGUGGGACACAGAAACACUUGCUUCCUAACUACAUUGCCUGCAAUUCCUAGCUAACUAGCCCUAAGCUGCUAUGCUAUAAUGUACAUUACUUAAAGCAUAAGUAAACAUAUGUAUUUAAUUGUAUUUGCAUUAAACUAAAUAGUUAGCCCGUUGCAGCAUAUACAUCUAUAGACUAGGCAUGCAUUCUAAGGCAGCUCCUGUGUGCAAUGCUAUGGAGCCAGGUAGCCUAAAAACGUUUCUUCUCAGUUGCCAUAAGCAGGGCUGAGGAAUUAUACGUGUACCCAAAGUUUGCCAGAAUAAAGGGAAUUAUAUGUUAGUUAAAUAUGAUACCUAUCUGAUGAGAUUCCUCAGGCAUUGUUUUGUUUUAUUUUUAUAUUAGGAUUUAUUGCAUUGCCUUUCAUAAUGUUCCAACUACAAUCAUGUUCUUAUUUAGUUAAGUUGUAAUUUGCAAGUGUUUUUAGCAGUGCAACCAAACCCAUUACUGCAGGCGGCCUUUAUUCUACUUGUUUAAUCCAAAUGAAGGACUCUUGGUAUGUGCUGUGUGUUGUCAUGCAGCUGGUAGUAGCUGAAUAUCUCCUGCGCACAAUGUGUGGGAGAGAUUUUCUAACUUUUGCUUUCAAUAACUGGUGCAUAAUUUACCCUUUAGGUCUGCUUAUACCUAGCACCAUCUGGUUUCCCUUGUACUUAUUAUCCUUUUAUAACUACUGAAUUUUAUAAGUCUUUAUUAUUCCUUUACUCCAGAAACAUCAGUUCUCCCUUUGCUGUUCAACCCCCCCCCCCCCAAGUAAUUCAAGGCAUAAGGUGGGCUGCAUCCAGAAACACUAACUUAUUCUUAAAAAAUGAUCCCCCUUUAGCAGCAGAGGCAAGAUUGGCGUGAAACUGCAAAGUUAGCAUCACUGCCUUUAUUAAUUGGUACAGAUUUGACUAAUUGGGUAAAACUAAUCCUAUAUCACUGUAAGUCAUGGAUCCCCAACCUUGCUUACCCAUGAGCCACACUCAUUGGGAGCAACACAAGCAUGAAAAAUGUUCAUGAGGAUGCCAGAUAUGGGCUGUUAUUGGCUGUUCGGUAGCCCCAAUAUGGAUUAGCAGCCCAAAUGAGGCUCUGUUUUGCAGUAUACCUGGUUGUUAUGCAACCAAAACUUGCCUCCAAGUCAGGAAUACAAAAAUAAGCACCUGUUUGAGGCCACUGGGAGCAACAUCCAAGGGGUUGGGGAGCAACAUGUUGCUUACGAGCCACUGUUUGGGGAUCACUGCUGUAAGUGAACUGUGGCUAUUCUCUUACGGAUCCCUGUGUUUUAUUUUUAGAAGGACAAAAAUGUUGCAUAAGGGCAAGUCUGUUUUAACAUGGAGAAUGGAAGCACUGACACAUCUGGUGAUAUUAAUUGCAUUUUACAAUAUUCUCAAUAUUGGCAAAAGUAACAGUGACAGCAACAUCUUUUUUAAUCUGAAUGGAAUAAGUUAUUGGCAUUCCAAGUAACAAUGUUAUUCACUGCCUUGUAACAUGUUUACCCCCUUCUACUGCUUGCAUAUCUUGUAUAUUGCAGUGCGUGCAACUAGUUUGUCCAAUGGGGGAAAUUGUUCACCCUUUGUUGGAUGCCCCUUCAAAUGACUAAUACCCCAAGCACACGUUGUCCUGUCCUGCAAGCUGUAACCAGAUGUGAGCAGUAGUCACAUGAAGAAUGCUUAAUGCUGGCAGAAUAAGAGGAAGUGUUUCUGGCUUCAAUAAACAUCAUUGCAAAAUGGG